Messenger RNA from Penicillium argentinense, 843 nucleotides. RefSeq lists its product as uncharacterized. The record is from RefSeq and is a predicted model, not a curated record. Bases 1 to 843 code for a protein of 280 amino acids. Lineage: Eukaryota; Fungi; Ascomycota; Eurotiomycetes; Eurotiales; Aspergillaceae. Gene Ontology annotation, cellular component: cytoplasm. The transcript has 3 exons.
AUGCCUGCCCACCCAGAUUCUGAUAUCUAUCCCCAAGCCAGCGGCCCUGCAAAGGCACUCGUCGACCAGCAUCGCGCCGAGCAACCGCUGAAGCUGUAUGCGGGGUGGUUCUGCCCAUUCGUCCAACCCGUCUGGCUUGCCCUCGAAGAAAAGAAAAUCUCAUACCAAUACAUCGAAGUGAACCCAUACAACAAACCCGACUCUCUCCUCAAACUCAACCCGCGCGGUCUAGUUCCCACACUCUCCUGUCCGACAGAUCCAGAACCUAAACCCCUCUAUGAAUCCACCGUGAUACUAGAGUACCUGGAAGAAGCAUACCCAGAGCACGGCCCACGUUUCCUUUCAAAAAGCCCGUACGAACGAGCCCGAGCCCGAAUCUGGAUCGACUACGUGACAUCCAAAAUAAUCCCUUCCUUUCACCGCUUUUUACAAUACCAGGCAGCGAACUGUGAGAAUAAAGAGGACGGAAUUGCGCCAGUCCGUCAAGAAUUCCUUACGCACCUGAAGACCUGGACAAAAGAAAUGCAUUCUGAAGGACCGUUCUUCCUAGGCUCGGAGAUCGGGCUGCCUGAUCUUGUACUUGCGCCUUGGGCCGUGCGGCUGUGGGUAUUUGAUGACUUCAAGGAAGAUGGACUCGGUCUUCCAGCUGAGGGAGCUGGUGGUGCGGAUGAGGGUGUUUGGGCACGCUGGAGGAAGUGGAUUUCUGCUGUUGAGGGGAGGAAGAGUGUAGUUGAGACUACUAGUGCCAAGGAGCAUUAUUUACCGAUUUAUCGGCGGUAUGCGGAGAAUACGGCGCAGAGUGAAUUGGCGAAGGCUACGCGGGCUGGGAGGGGUGUUCCAUGA